Rosa rugosa (rugosa rose) is the source of this 2740-nucleotide messenger RNA. RefSeq lists its product as uncharacterized. NCBI's taxonomy places the organism in Eukaryota, Viridiplantae, Streptophyta, Magnoliopsida, Rosales, Rosaceae. The transcript has 3 exons. The record is from RefSeq and is a predicted model, not a curated record. Bases 1882 to 2538 code for a protein of 218 amino acids.
UUCUGGAUUUGUGGUUCUAUGGUUUUCUUUUUCUUUGUUAUUUUGUUUUUUUGAGAAGACUUUUUCUUUGUUAUUGAAUGAAUGGAUGGAAGUCUUUUUUCCCAUCUUUGCCAAAACUAUGCGUUUCAUAGACAUGGGUUUCUUUUCUCUCAUUGUGAUCGUUAUCAAUUGCACACUUAAAAACAAUCUUCUCUAAAUUACUUCAUGAUCUUCAAAUUAUCAUUUGGUCAAAUCCUUGCUAAUAUAAACAGUGUGCAAAACUAUCUUAAAUAAUAUUUUUAUAAUGACAGUAUCAUGCAUGGGUCCAUUAUAAUUUCUAUGGCAAGUUUGAAGCUGAUGUCGAUGUAUUGAUUAAUUUAAAAGUGUGUACUUUCUGCAAAUGUUUGGGACAAUAGGUAGUAAGGUUCACUUAUAAAGGUAUAUAGAAUAGUGUUUUUCGAUGGAGUGGUUGCAUAUCUGGUGAACAAGCUUUUGAUGCAUUUUAAUUUUAGCCUAGUGUAACACCAGAUGCAUCGCAUUUUGAUGUAAAUAUUCGUUGUAAAGACUAAAGGCCAUAGAAGAAAUAAUAUUAUGGUUACAUGGAGCCAAAAAUAGACGCCUAAUUAAUAACUGCCCUUGGAGUAGCUGAACCUGACAACACUGUCUAAGAGAGGAAUAGUAGAAUAGGAUCAUUAAACCAUCCACAGCCUGCAUCAAAAGCAUUCCCUAACCCAGUCAAGCUGUCUGCAACCUUGUGUUGUUCUCAGUAAACAUGGGAGACAGGAACAUUACAAUCCUUCCUUCUUCAUAAUAAUCUGACAACUUAAAACGUGUGAAUAGUUUGGAGAAUUAGGUCAACAGCAAUGCCUGAGUCAAGCUACACUUCAGCAUUCCUCCUAUCAGAAUGACAAAAUCCCUAGCGAUUUUUAAGCCCUUCAGGAGAUCACAAUGCCCUUCAAAAUUUGACCAAUUCCAAGGAUAACUAAGAACCCCUUCACCCAAACUCUACAAUCAUUCCUCAGGACUCCACCUUUAGAUAUGAACCAGAAGUAGAAAGUCUACUUACAUCAGUAUCAACUUUGAACCUGUCCUUUGCUGGCACAUUCCACAGUGCUGCAGAAUAAGUCUAGCAGGUUUUGAAUCAGCAACCUAUUGGUUUUAGUGUAAUCACAAAAAAAAAGAAAAAAAAGUGAUGAGGUUGUUAGGCUAUGUGGGAAUAUGAAAGGCAUCAUCAAUGAUGAGUUUGCACCUCCAUGCAAAACAGUGUCAAGGAACACCAUAAUGUAAAAUAUUUAUAGACAUCAAGUUAAGCACCAAACCAUUGAAACUCAUAGAAAGAUGAAUUGAGCUCACAGUUUUGGUGAAGAGCAGCCUAAAAGGUGCAUUGCAUCUUUCAAAAACAGGAUCAGUAGACUCACCACCAGUACACAUAGGACAGCAAUCAGUGGUGGCAUUCCUCUAUGCAUUCUAGAUUCAUUAGCGAGAAGCCUGGUAUCGGACUUUUUAAUUAUGGAGGGAUUAGGUGUUUUCAUAUUGAGCCCCACUGCCAAUCAUAAUAAAUGAUCAGAGAAGCGGGUCUGAUAAGCAUAUAUUGGAGGUCAAACCCAUAUACAGCCCCUUUACACUAAAGGAGCCUCCUGUAUGAAGACCAUUUAUUCUUUGGCUGAUCUCAUCAGGAAGAAGGUUUUUUAUCAAAUGCAGAUCCCAUUAAUUUCCAGAUUUAUGCUUCACAAAUAGUCAAGGAUUUCAAAUUUGCAGGAAUUGACUGAGCUACAGUCCAGUUAUCUUCCGCAAAAGUAAUCUUUACCUCAGCCAAUAUUCCAGUUUAAACCAUAUGGCAAAAGUUCUGCUCCAAGAAUCACUCCCAUGUUUUUGUAGGCAUUAAUUUCAAGUUGAAGUAAGAUGGGAGGUGGAAAAGACAAAAAUAAUGAUACUACUGACAGAGGGCUACUCUCAAGUCUUGCUGGAUUUGCUGCUGGACACAAGCCGCGCCCUGGAUCACAUUCUCAUCAAGGACACGGAUAUCCCCCACAAGGAUAUGCACCACCUGGGUACCCUCCUUCUGGCGGGUAUCCUCCCUCUGACGGUUACCCUCCCUCUGGCGGAUACCCUCCUUCAGAUGGCUACCCUCCUCAAAGUGGGUAUCCCCCAUCUGGAAAUCCUCCCCCUAUGGGAUAUCCACCAGCCGGCUAUCCUGCCCCUAGUGGAUAUCCACCAGCCGGCUAUCCUGCCCCUAGCGGAUAUCCACCAGCCGACUAUCCUGCCCCUAGCGGAUAUCCACCAGCUGGUUAUCCAGGUCCAUCAGCUCCACAUAAAUCAGGGCAUGGAUCUGGUAUGGGAAUGGGAGCUAUGCUAGCCGGUGGUGCUGCUGCGGCCGCUGCAGGUUAUGGGGUUCACCAUCUUGUGCAUGGUAGUAGUCAUGGAAGAGGUUCCCAUGGCUUUGGUUUUGGGGGUCACCAUGGCUUUGGUCAUGGGAAAUUUGGAAAGCAUCAUGGGGGGAAGUUCAAGCAUGGGAAAUUUGGAAAGCACCAUGGGGGAAAGUUCAAGAAAUGGAAGUGAUUUGCAUUGAGAUCCAAUGUUACUUCCAUUGAUUCCCUUACACUAUAAUUGGCGUUUCUAUCGUCAGUUCCAUCAGGAUUCUGUGAUUUUUUUUUCAUGUCUUUUCAAAACCUACAUGAUAAAUAUUUCAUUUCUAGUUCUUAAUGUUCCUACGAUGUAAAUAUGUUCUGUUCUUUAACCAAUAUGAAAGUUGUUUCUUUAA